AGGUAGUUGUAGGGCAUGAUGGAGAAGGAUAUGGGGCUGGAAUGUACCUCAAGAUGAUAACAAUCAAGGAAUCAGAGGACUCAGAUAAAGAGUGGAUCUUUCCAUGUUGGAACUGGCUUGAUACUCAUCUGGGAAUAUGUGAGACUGUUUGUGAGAUUAUAACAAUAGGUAAAAGAUUGAUUUCUAGUCCUAAACUGCCUCAAAUCAACAUGCAGUCCUCAGGUCUGUGGAUAAUGGACAUCAUUGGAUCUGACGUCAACACUGAAAUGGAUCCAAUACACCUUUCUUUCAUCUUUUAUGGAGACCUGAAUCACAAAGAGUUGGCACUUCAAAUUACAGGAAAAGCAACUCAAAUCAAAGAUGAACUGGCAGACAUUGGCUCAAUCUACAAGAUUCAGAUAACUGGCCCACACACCAAGUCAAAUCAGCCUUGGCACUUAGACUUACUGCAUAUGAAGCACACAGGCACAAACCAGGAGAUGUGGUUAGCUUUCAACUGCUCAUUCAAAUGUAAUGAAGACAAAUGUGUGGAACUGCCAGCUCUCUAUGCGGACCAGGAUCCUUUGCCUGUUGUGGAAUAUUCCAUUCAUGUGCACACUGGAGACAUAAAGAAAGCAGAUACCAGUGGAGAGGCUUAUCUUUGUAUUCAAGGAGCGAGAGGUGACUCUGGGAAAAGAUGGCUUAAUAAUUCAAGAAGUGGACCCAUCACUUUUGCCAGAGGCCAGGUGGAUGUUUUCAGAAUCAAAGCAGUUCACCUUGGCAAACUGAACCAAGUUCUUGUUGGAUUUAAAAGUUUUAAAAAAGAUGACUGGUUCUUGGAAAAAAUUGUUAUAAAAGAAGAAAGUUACCCUUUUGCCACUCACAUCUUUGCUCACAAUGACUGGAUCAGCAAACACUCAAAGAAAGCUUUUACAGAACUAGUAAUUCCAUUGAAAGAAAUGACCGAGACAUCUGAUCCAGUAAAAUACUUUGAUACUAAAAGCAGAGGACGAUGGCAAAUGUGGGUGUACUGUACACACAUACCAGAAAAAGUUCCUGAUAUCCAAGUUGUUGUGUUUGGAACAAAAGGGAAAUCUGCUGCACAGAAGGUUCAGAAUCUGAAAAAUGACUCUUUUUUGCUGACUGUUGAUGAUAUUGGUGAUGUAACAAAAGUUUCCUUCGUGUUAUCUGGCCCACGGUUAGGAAGAGGAAUUAAACUUCACAAGCUUCGUCUGAAAGAUCUGGACACUAAGCAAGAGCUGGGCUUUUACAGUGCAGACCAGUGGCUCUUUAAAGAAGAUGGGUCAGAGACCGUGACAGAGCUAGCAGCAGUCAGACCAGAUAAGGCACCGCUCAGGGAAGUUCUUUACUCAGUCAGUGUUCACACAGGAACAUUACCUGCAUCAGGAACUGAUUCAGAUGUCUUUAUUACAAUAUUUGGAGAGAAUGGAGACUCCUGCAAAAGAAAACUUAGGCAUUCUAGGUCACAUGCAAGUUUUGAAAGAGGUCAGGUUAAUAGCUUCAGUGUGAGAGCUGUAGACCUUGGAAUGUUAAUCAAAGUGCUAGUUGAACACAAUAAUAUGGGUUAUGGAGCUGGAUGGUACCUGGACCAAAUCACCAUCCAAGAAUCAGGCAAGAGUGACUGCCAAUAUGUAUUCUCAUGCCAGCAAUGGUUAGACAGCGGAGUUGGUGAUGGACGGAUGGAACGAGAUUUGAGACUUCUUGGAAAAGUGAGAAAUGAGAGAUUGGCAGGAAACAUUCAGGGGACUUGGGAUGUCAUUGUUACAACUAGUGAUGCUUCAAGAAUGAGCCCUAAAAUGUCUUUAACUAUUUGUGGUGAAAAAGGUACAAGUAUUCCAGUCUUAUUUCCCAAAGGAUCCCUUAAAAAGGCUGAGAUUUGUCAGACAUCAGUGGAACUAGAUAAGAAAUUCACCUCUAUAUGCAAAGUUCGCUUGGAAAUAGAAGAUGCCAGAAAUGGAGAGAUCUGGCAUUGUCGUGAGGUGAAACUUCAACACAGAAAAACUAAAGAAAUUCUAGUAUUUCCAUUUCUUCGGAACUUUGCAGAUGCUGAAGGAUGCACAGUGGCUGAACUUCCAGUUCUCACAGCUGGUUUUCAUUUUUCCACAGUAAAAGAGUAUGUUCUGUACAUUACUACGGCUGCAUCCUUGGAGUCAGGAACAGAUGCAGAUGUGUAUGUAACUCUACGAGGGCUUUUGGGAGACACGGGAAGAAGAAAAUUGACAAGGAAAGGAGAGGAUCUUUUCACCAAGGGAAAGGUGGAUGUUUUCCGGGUGGAAGCAGUAGAUGUUGGGUCUCUGCAGGAGCUGGUUGUAGAUAAAGGAAAAGGCUCUGACUGGCAGCUGGAGAAGAUGAUUGUGCACGAGCCAACAUUUGCUGGGACAAAGACACUGUUUAUGGCUCAAACAUGGCUAAAAGAUGGGAAAAAAUCUGCCUCAGUAACUCUAAAAGCAACAGAAAUUCAGGAGAGGAGGAACACAGCUGUCUUGCCGUUAAAAAAACAGCAAAUGAAAUCAGAAGGCACAUGGAGAAUUUAUUUCACAAAACUCUGUGAAGAAACAACAGAAGAAUUUGAAAAGUCAGUGAAGAAUAUUUCUAACUUGGUCAUGGUUUUUUAUGGAAGCAAUGGCAAGUCAAACCCAAUUUCCAUGGCAAACAAAGUGCGCCAUCAAGCUGAGGAUCAAGUAACAUCUGAUGUACAUUUCCCAUCUGACUUAGGGAUGCUUUAUAAAGUGAGAUUUGGGCUUCAGAGUUUGGGAAAUAACACAUCCCAGUUGUCUCUUCAUCACUUUAAAAUGCAGAACACAGCAACCCUGGAUACCUUUAGUCUCUCUAUAAAUAAAACACUUUCUUCUUCUCUUAAUGGAGACAGAUGGAUUGAGCUCCCUGUAGAGUGGCCAUUAAAAACAGCACUUUCUGUGAUUACAUAUCAUGUAACAGUGUUUUCCAGCAAUGUUUUGAACAAGAGGAAUGUAGUACUUGUGACUGUGUGUGUGUGUGGAAUCAAUGGUGAUACAGGAGACAGAAUCCUUGGCUGGCCAUUGCAGAAUCCCCAGCAAGGAGAGGACAAAGAGUCAUUUACAGCUCAAAUGGACGCUGUUGACCUGGGAGAACUGCAUAAAGUUGUCCUGUCCAUCAGCAGCAAAACAAACUGCAAACUGGAUGUUAAAACUUUACAUUUGAAGGAAGCACUAAAACAAGAACCUGUCUACAUAUUUGAAGUGAAUGAAGUGUUCUCUCUGGAUGCCCAUGAACCUGAAAUAAGGAGAGAGAUCCCAGUAUCUUUUGUUAGCAGGGAAGGUGUUAAACUAAAAAAUGAAAUAGAUCACACUUUAAAUAAGGAAAAAAGCCCCCUGGAAAGUCUGGUAGAAUACAUAAUUAAAGUAUAUACUGGUGACAAGAAGGGAGCAGGAACUGAUGCCAACGUGCAUGUAAUUUUAUUUGGGGAUGAGGACUCAUCUGAAUUAGUUCAGCUCACUAAACCACUGGAACAUCAAGAUCCUUUUGAAAGAGGAAAGUCUGACAUAUUCAGGAUUAAGACAAAGAGUUUAGGAAGACUGCGUUCAAUUGAAAUUGGCCAUGAUGGGAAAGGAUUUGCAAGUGGCUGGUUUCUGGAAAAAGUGGAAAUCACAGAUUCAUCUACAAAUGAAGUGUAUUGCUUCAACUGCAGCAGGUGGCUUGCUGAGGAUGAAAAUGAUGGACGCACUGUAGUGCAGCUUUAUGCAUAAUUGUUUUCUACGAUUCAUAGUGAAUAUGCUGCUUCUUCAGAUUCAUGCUGAUUUGAUUUAUUUGUAUUUUAUAAUGAUGAAGGUACUGUAAUUAUUAUGGAGAACUGUCAAAACAAUAGAUUUAAAAACAUCAGUGGAGAGUAAACAGGUCUAAUGUGAACAACACAUUGCAAUCCUACUAGGAAUUCUUAACAGUUUUGCACAAUUGAACUGUAAAUAAUUCAGAAAUUUAGAGCUAUACCAUGGUUUUCGGAAUUUGAUAUGUGCAUUCACAGGAUGGGGUAUAUGUAGUAGCAUUUAGGAAAACAAUUUCUGUUUGGUGAUUUGUGUAAGUGUGUUCAUCAUAGUUAAUACUUGCAUAAAAUCUGUUUCAGGAUCAAUAUUUAUUAAAAUUUAUAUUUUCUCAGGAUCACUUUUUAAACAAAACAUACACCUCUUUUAUACCACCAUGCAUUUUGUGUCCCAUUACUGCACCUCCACAAAACUAACCCAUGGAAAAAAUUGUCCUCUUGGCUCUAUCUUCACUGAACAAUUCACACCCAUUAUUUAGUUCUCCCUGUGUGUGCAGGCCUCCCAUUGACAUUUGAUGCAUAAUCUUUUGAAGAAUACUGAUACAGGAACCUUUAGAUCCCAAGGCUCUACCUACUGAGAAACCUACAAGAGAAUUUCCAUCAGCUGCCAUUACGGUAGUAAUAGUCAUUACAUCCUCUUUCUGGUUUUUAACUAAUGUCAAAGAAAAAUCUUAACACCUUCUCUUUCCCACAGUUCUGAAUUGCAACAAGCUCAAAAUAAUAAUAAUAAUAAAUAAUGCAUUUAUGGCUGAAUAUGUUGUUAUUUAUGAACUCACUAUCUGUUUAUUUUGACUUUACCAGUGUUGGUGCUUCUAGUGUUCAUAGAAGAGAUGGGCGUAAAACAAAAUCAUGAAUUGAACACUCCUUGAUCAGAAUACAAACCCAGUUCUAGAUGUGAAUGUUGCAAGGUGCCACUUCCUUUUUGAAGGUUAACCCCAAAUCCUGGAUCUAAACACUCCUAAACUUUGGGUAUGUCUACACUGCAGCUGAGAGCGCACUUCCCAGCAUGUGUAGACAGACAUUCUAGCUCUGCUUGAACUAGUGUAACCCACACACCUCCUGGGUUUGGUGGUCUGUCCCAUCUGGUGGCACUGAGACCACUUAGAGAAAGAGAGAGAAAGAGAUUAAUGAGUUUGCCCUACAGCCGUAGUUAAUAGCCAGUUGGCUUUUAGCUCAUGCACUAAGCUCCAGAGGUCCCUAGCUUGAUCCCGCCUGCUGAUGACCAGAGUCUGUCGAUGUUACACUAGCACACUAAAAAUAGAAGUGUAGUCCAUGGUAGCACAGGCAGUGUCUCAGGCUAGCCACCUGAGUAUGCGGGUGGAUUUGUGCUCAGGCGGCUAGUCCAUGCUACCCUCACCUAUGCUGCUAUUUUUAGCACGCUAGCUCCAGCAGAGCUAGUGCAUGUCUGUCUAGCUGAGCUAGGAAUCAUGAUCCCAGGUGCAGUGUGGACAGAUCCAUUGCGGGGUUUAAAAUCUGUUUUUAUAUCUGAAUUUUAUAGC
Messenger RNA from Mauremys mutica (yellowpond turtle), 5295 nucleotides. Its product is annotated as lipoxygenase homology domain-containing protein 1-like. Gene Ontology annotation, molecular function: protein binding. Bases 42 to 3725 code for a protein of 1227 amino acids. NCBI's taxonomy places the organism in Eukaryota, Metazoa, Chordata, Testudines, Geoemydidae. The transcript is spliced from 25 exons. The record is from RefSeq and is a predicted model, not a curated record.